Molecule: messenger RNA, 1190 nt
Organism: Rhagoletis zephyria (snowberry fruit fly)
Lineage: Eukaryota; Metazoa; Arthropoda; Insecta; Diptera; Tephritidae
Source: RefSeq, a predicted model, not a curated record
AUGGGCGGCGGUGGUCUUGCUGGAGCCGCAGGUGCAGGAGCAGGCGGCGGCGGUGGCCUGCCCNCCACUGCUCCUUCAUCCCAAACGGGAGCAGCAGGAGCCCCAAACGCCGCCGCUGCAAAUCCCUUUUCCCUCUUCCAGGAUUUGAUGGGCGGCGGUGGUCUUGCUGGAGCCGCAGGUGCAGGAGCAGGCGGCGGCGGCGGCGGAGGCCUGCCUUUCGGCGACAUGAACGCCCAGCUGGCGGCGCAGAUGAACAACCCGGAGUUCAUGCGCUCCAUGCUGGACAAUCCGCUGAUGCAGAACCUCUACUCGAAUCCGGAGAUCUUCCGCUCCAUCAUCACCAGCAAUCCGCAGUUUCAGCAGCUGAUUGAGCGCAAUCCCGAGCUUAACCACGUCCUUUCCAAUCCGGAGAUUCUCCGGCAGACCUUUGACAUGAUGCGCAAUCCGGCGGCGUUCCAGGAGCUGAUGCGCUCCCACGACCGCGCCCUCUCCAACCUGGAGAGCCUGCCCGGCGGCUACAAUGCCCUCCGGCGGAUGUACACCGAGUUUCAGGAGCCAAUGCUGAACGCCGCCCAGGAGCAGUUUGGCGCCAACUCCUUUGCCCCCAACUCCUCGGGCGGAACCGCCGGGACGACUGGCUCGGCUUCGCCCAGCAACACCGAGAACCGCGAGCCGCUGCCCAAUCCCUGGGACCGGUCGGCGAAUGCGGCGAAUAACAACAACGGCGGUGGCUCAUCGGGAGCUUCGGCGGGAGCUGGUGCCCGAGCCGGCCUCGGCGGUGGACUGCCCAACCUCGGCGGCAUGCUCAACUCGCCGGCGAUGCAGUCGAUGAUGGAGCAGAUGGCGGCCAACCCGGGCAUGCUGCAGAACCUGAUGAGCAGUCCGAUGAUGCAGAAUAUGAUGCAGAGCCUCUCCAGCGAUCCUAAUCUGAUGAGUCAGCUAAUGACGGCCAAUCCGCUGCUGGGCGGUGCUGGUGGUGCAGGAGCUGGGGGAAUGCCCGACGCUGCACUGAUGCAGAACAUUAUGCGCUCCUUUAGCCAGGGCGCAGCUGGUGGUGCUGGCUCUGCUGGCUCUCGAAGCGCCAACGUCGAGCGCAUCCUCUCGAACCCGGCGGCGAUGCAGGCUGUGAACGACAUUCAGCGAGCCUAUGAGACGCUGACCGGCAUCGUCGGCGCCGAUGUGGGGUCGAU